Messenger RNA from Fusarium coffeatum, 918 nucleotides. RefSeq lists its product as uncharacterized. The record is from RefSeq and is a predicted model, not a curated record. Gene Ontology annotation, biological process: transcription initiation at RNA polymerase II promoter. Gene Ontology annotation, cellular component: transcription factor TFIIE complex. Lineage: Eukaryota; Fungi; Ascomycota; Sordariomycetes; Hypocreales; Nectriaceae. The coding region runs from base 1 to 918 and encodes 305 amino acids. The transcript has a single exon.
AUGUCCUCCUACCUUGAAAAGCAGGCGAACGCCUUCAGAGGCACCCUCUCCUCCGCCGCAACAAAGAUAUCGAAUCCAUCGACCAACAAGGCAUCGUCCCUUGCUGUUCCAUCUUCUCUCGCUCCUCCAUCACCUUCUCCCUCAGCGGCUUCCGAUCCUAAUACUCCUACUACCAAGCGAAAGCGAGAUGCCGCCCCCGAGGUCCCCUACUCACAACCACAACUCACGGGCUACGGCGCUGAGGUCAAGACACAAAUGACCUUUGCUGUUGAAUACCUAAAGAAGAAGGGCGAUUCAAAGACCAUUACAGAAAUUAUCGAUCAUUUGAGCUUGAGAGGUUACGACGAAGAGCAUAAGCGACAGUUGGCUGAGGGACUGCGAGGUCAUCCUCGUGUCGAUUGGAAGCCCGAUGCGAACUUGAGUGAACAGACUUGGAAGACAGGCAGCUAUGCCCACCGUCCUAUCAUUCCAGGAGUCAAAAACGCAACAACCCUUCUGGGCCAUCUCCAAGCAAAGACAGAUGCUUCAGGCGUGUCAGUCAAGGAUCUCAAAGACGGCUGGCCCGACUGCGAGGAUACAAUCUCAGCCCUGGAGCGCGAAUACAAGAUCUUGGUGGUGCGCACGAAGAAGGACAACCUCCCGCGAUACGUAUGGCCCAACGAUGCCUCUCUGCACCAUAGGGUACAGCCAGAGUUUCAAUCUAUGUGGCAGCGUGUUCAGCUACCGCCUAUCGACGAAAUGCACCGCAAGCUCACCAGCGUUGGACAGAAGCCUACGAGCGAAGACCCGCGCAAGGCCAAGGAGGGACAGGCCAACAAGCCUAAGGUGCAGAAAAGGCGCAAGGGCAACAGGAUCGGAAAGGCUACCAACGUUCACAUGGCGCAUCUUAUGCAGGACUACAGCGGUAUGCGCCGAUAG